Molecule: messenger RNA, 231 nt
Organism: Entrophospora sp. SA101
Lineage: Eukaryota; Fungi; Glomeromycota; Glomeromycetes; Entrophosporales; Entrophosporaceae
Source: the annotation of a GenBank genome assembly
AUGGUAUAUAGUGAUGGUACUAUCACUACAAAAGAACUUGGCACAGUUAUGAGGUCUCUGGGGCAAAACCCAACAGAGUCCGAAUUAAACGAUAUGAUUAAUGAAAUUGAUGCAGAUGGAAAUGGAACAAUCGACUUUCCGGAAUUUUUAACCAUGAUGGCAAGAAAAAUGAAAGAUACUGAUUCAGAAGAAGAGAUAAAAGAAGCAUUCAAAGAGUUGUUACAUGAAUAA